GACUCUUAUAGAACAAGUCACUACUAUUUAAUUGUCCUACCAAAUAGUAAUUUUAUUCUUGUCAGCACUAUAGAACAAGGAAUUAUGGCAUUUGCAAUGUCACUAAUGUUGCAGUUCUUGUUUCUUGCCCCGGCUUUGAUAUACUCUUCUCCAGUUGAAGAUCCUGAAUCAGUGGUCCAACAAGUGCAGAAGAGCAUCAUUGAGAAUGAGCAGAGAAGAAAAUUGGGUUACUAUUCUUGUGGUACAAGCAACCCAAUUGAUGAUUGUUGGAGAUGUGACCCAAAUUGGGAAAUGAACCGCAAGCGUCUAGCAGAAUGUGCUAUUGGAUUCGGUAGAAAAGCCAUUGGUGGAAAAGAUGGUAAAUUUUACAUGGUCAUUGACUCAAGUGAUGACCCUGUAAAUCCCAAGCCAGGAACAUUAAGACAUGGUGUUAUCCAACAAGAGCCUUUAUGGAUCAUUUUCGAACACGACAUGGUGAUUAACCUUAAAAUGGAUCUCCUCGUUAAUUCCUAUAAAACAAUUGAUGGUAGAGGUGCAAAUGUCCACAUUGCUGAAGGGCCUUGUAUUAGAGUACAACAAAAGAGCAACAUUAUAAUUCAUGGCAUACACAUUCAUCAUUGUGUAAGAGGUGGAAGUGGCUAUGUGAGUGAUUCUCCUAAUCAUCGUGUAAUGAAAACUAGAUCGGAUGGUGAUGGGAUUACAAUCUUUGGUUCGACACAUGUUUGGGUGGAUCAUUGUUCUUUGUCAAAUUGUUUUGAUGGUUUGAUUGAUGUUGUUCAUGGAUCAACGGCUAUUACUAUUUCUAAUAAUUACAUGACACACCAUAAUAAAGUUAUGCUUUUGGGACAUAGUGAUUCCUAUGAUGAGGACAAAAUAAUGCAAGUUACCAUAGCUUUUAACCAUUUUGGUGAAGGGCUUGGGGGAAGAAUGCCAAGAUGUAGGUUCGGAUACUUUCAUGUAGUUAACAAUGAUUACACGCAUUGGCAACAAUACGCAAUUGGUGGAAGUUCAUCUCCAACUAUUUUCAGCCAAGGCAACAGAUUUCUAGCUCCAGAAGAUGAUGACCACAAAGAGAUCACAAAGCACUUCGAUUCAUCAGAUGGUGAGUGGAAGAACUGGAAUUGGAGGUCUGAAGGAGAUCUAAUGUUGAAUGGUGCGUUCUUCACAUCGUCUGGAGCGGGAGCAUCUUCUUCUACAUAUGCCAAAGCCUCAAGUAUGGCAGCAAGACCACCUAUGCUUGUGGCUUCAAUGACAGCAGGGGCUGGAGCACUUAGAUGCAAAAAGGGUUACCAUUGCUACUAGACUGCUAGCUAGUAUGAAUUAGUUCAAUUGUGACAUCCAUUCCCAGAAAGGGCAAUGUAGGAUAGAAGUGUGUGCUGUAAAGUAGUAACUACUAAUAUUAGAGAAAAAGUGUAAGUGUUUCUGUUGACAAAAAUAUGUAAGAACGUCUAAGUCCAUAGUUUAAAUUCAUAUUGCUCGAAAGGCUAUUUAUGUUACAUCAAAUUAUGGAAAAA
Cicer arietinum (chickpea) is the source of this 1514-nucleotide messenger RNA. RefSeq names its product probable pectate lyase 5. Gene Ontology annotation, molecular function: pectate lyase activity. Lineage: Eukaryota; Viridiplantae; Streptophyta; Magnoliopsida; Fabales; Fabaceae. The record is from RefSeq and is a predicted model, not a curated record.